This is a messenger RNA of Rotaria sp. Silwood1, 2103 nucleotides long. Lineage: Eukaryota; Metazoa; Rotifera; Eurotatoria; Philodinida; Philodinidae. The record is from the annotation of a GenBank genome assembly.
AUGAUAGGUGGUGGUGAAUCAAUGACAAAUAUACAUCAUACGUCGGAUGUGAAAUUACAAGAGGAAAAACGUCGUUUAGCAUUAUUACAAGAAUCAUUAACUCGUUCAAAUGUUUUAACAAGUGGUAUGGUUGCAACAUUAGAUAAUUUUGAACGUAAAUUAAAAUCCUUAGAUGAACUUGUUACACCUGUUUAUGAAGGAACAAAUGAAUUAAGUUUACUUUUAAAUAAUGUUAAUAAAAGUUUAACAUUAGUUGAUUCAAUAUUACAUUAUUAUGAUAUAUGUGGUGAAUUAAAACCAACUGUAUCAUCAGGUCCAGGUGGAAAUUUAACAGAUUAUUUAUCUGAAUUAGAUCGUCUUGAAGAAGCUGUUAAAUAUUUUAAACGUGUUACAGCUGUUGCUGAACGUGAACGUGUUACACAAUUAUAUGAUCUUGGAAGAAAACGUCUUGUUGAAGAAACAGAUAAACUUAUUUUAAGAUAUGCUAAUCCAUUAUCACCAAAAGAAGUUAUUGAAUUAUGUGAAACAAUAGGUAUAACAAAUAAAAAUGAUAUUCAUUCAAUGCAAGAAGCUGAUAUGGCUACAUUACGUGCCAUAAUUGAAUGGUUUAGUUCACAUGGUUUUCGACAAGGUCUUAUUGAUUCUUAUGCUAUUAAAAGAGGUACAAUGAUUCGACGUUCACUUCAACUUCUUGAUGAACAUGUAAGAAAAAAUUCAAUUCGUCGUGGAUCAACAAUAUUAGCGAAUUCAAGUCCAACUACUUCUCAACAAGGACAAUCAAGUUCAGAUACAUUAAGAAAACAAGGAAGAAGAUUAGGUGAAAUGAGUCGUCGUUUAAUACGUUCACCAGCUACAAGUACAUUACCACGUGGUAUGAAUUCUCCAUUAUCAUCAUCUGUAACAACUAUGGAUGAUACAGUUAUUAUUGAAACAAGUGAUGAUCAUGAUACAAAUAAUUAUAAAUUAUUACUUGAUGCAUUUAUUGCACUUUUACAACGUGAUCGUGAUUUAUUAAAUUAUGUUUUUCCACAAGAAUUACAAUCACUUGUAUUUACAAAAUUAAUUGAAUUACCAUUAGUACAUAUGCGUGAAGUUGCAUUAAAUUUAUGUGAAUCAAUUGAACGUUUACCAUAUAAAUUAGAUGCAGGAAAAUUUGCAGUUUAUGGAUUAUUUUCUAUUUUACAAUGGUUUUUAAAAUCUCGACCAACAUUUUCAAAACUUUAUCAAGAAAGUGAUAUUGCUCGACGACAACAAUUUACAACACUUUCAGCAACAUUUGAACAAUCAGCAGUUAAUUGUCUUCGAGCAAUUUUAGAUGAAGUUCGAUUAGAUUCAUCAUUACCAAGUCAAGGUGGUAAUGUUCAUCCAUUAACAUCACAUGUAUUAGCUUUUAUGGAAGGUUUACUUGCCUAUGAAGAUACAGCUACUAUAAUUGCUUCGAUUUAUGUUGAACAAGAGCAGCGAACAAAUAGUGUUGGUUUAUCAGGAACAGAAAAAGGUCUUUAUGAUUUGGGAAUAUAUUUUGCUCAAUUGGUUCGAUGGCUUCAUGCAAGUUUAUCGAAAAAAACUGAAGGUUAUAUGUCACGUCAUGAUACAACUAUUCGAGCAAUAUUUCUUCUCAAUAAUGUUAAUUAUCUUCUUAAACGACUUGAAAAUUCACCUAUUUUUGUUAUUAUUCAACGUUGUCAACCUGAUCUAAAAUCAAAAUAUGAAGAAGAUUUUAAAACAAGUUUAAAGGAUUAUACAAGAUGUUAUACUCCAUUAGUUAUUGCUAUUCAACAAAUGCUCGAAUAUGAUAAUGUUCAUCGUUUAUCUGAUGGAAAAUUACGUUUACGUGAUCGUGAACAAUUAAAAGAUAGUUUUGCAUCUGUUAAUACAGCUAUUGAUAAUUUACGACAACAAUGUCAAGAAUAUAUUGUUAGUGAUGUUGAUUUACGUGAUCGUUUAAGAAAAGAAGGCAAAAUGUUAAUUAUGGAUAUGUUUCGAACUUAUUAUAAUAAAUUUGCAAAUAAAGAUUUUACAAGAAAUCGAGAAAAAUAUACUCGUUAUGAUCCAAUUACACUUGAAACAAUUAUUGAUAAUUUUUUUGAACAUCAUUUAUAA